GAGUCGGUUGGGGCUCGGCAUUGAGGGGAGGAGCUGGGAGCGAGCGGCUGCGGCGAGAGCGGGGCGGCAGAGGACUAAGCAGCAGGCGAAGGAGAAGGGAGAGCGCGGUCGAGAGGGAAGGCGCCCGUGCGCUGCGUGUGUUGUCUGUGGAGGAUACGCGAGAGCCAGGGGAGGAGCCUCCCGGAUCUCUACUCUCUCUGUGGAGGCUCGCCCCCUCCUCUGCGCCCCUUCCUUCCCAUCUUACUUCCGGCGGGGAUGGCGGUGCUGGAUCUGGCCCUGGAGGGGCUCGCCGUCUUCGGGCUCGUCCUCUUCCUGGUCCUCUGGCUCAUGCACUUCAUGUCCAUCGUCUACACGCAUCUACACCUUAACAAGAAAGCAACGGACAAACAGCCAUAUAGCAAGCUACCAGGUGUUUCACUUCUGAAGCCCUUAAAAGGUGUUGAUCCAAACCUCAUCAACAACUUGGAAACUUUCUUUGAAUUGGAUUAUCCAAAAUAUGAAGUGCUUCUUUGUGUCCAAGAUCAUGAUGAUCCUGCUAUUGAUGUAUGUAAAAAGCUCCUUGGCAAAUAUCCCAAUGUUGAUGCAAGACUAUUUAUAGGUGGUAAAAAGGUUGGGAUAAAUCCAAAGAUUAACAAUUUAAUGCCAGCAUAUGAAGUUGCCAAGUAUGACCUCAUAUGGAUUUGUGAUAGUGGCAUUAGAGUAACACCGGAUACGCUAACAGAUAUGGCCAAUCAAAUGACAGAAAAAGUUGGCUUGGUCCAUGGCCUUCCCUACGUAGCAGAUAGACAGGGCUUUGCUGCCACUUUAGAACAGGUAUAUUUUGGCACUUCCCAUCCAAGAACAUAUAUUUCUGCCCAUGUAACUGGGUUCAAAUGUGUAACAGGAAUGUCUUGUUUGAUGAGAAAAGAUGUCCUGGACCAAGCGGGAGGACUUAUAGCUUUUGCACAGUACAUUGCUGAAGAUUAUUUUAUGGCUAAAGCAAUAGCAGACAGAGGUUGGAAAUUUGGAAUGGCCACACAAGUUGCAAUGCAAAACUCUGGUUCCUAUUCAAUUUCCCAGUUUCAAUCCAGAAUGAUCAGGUGGGCCAAGCUACGGAUCAACAUGCUUCCAGCCACAAUAAUCUGUGAACCAAUUUCGGAGUGCUUUGUUGCAAGUUUAAUUAUCGGGUGGGCAGUUCACCAUGUUUUCAGAUGGGAUAUAAUGGUCUUCUUUAUGUGUCACUGUUUGGCAUGGUUUAUAUUUGACUACAUUCAACUCAGAGGUGUCCAGGGUGGUGCACUAUGUUUUUCAAAACUUGACUAUGCAGUAGCAUGGUUCAUCAGAGAGUCAAUGACGAUAUACAUUUUCCUCUCGGCUUUGUGGGAUCCUACUAUUAGCUGGAGGACAGGACGCUACAGGUUACGCUGUGGAGGCACUGCAGAGGAGAUCCUGGAUGUAUAGCCCCAGCUUUGUGACUGUGUAUUUCAAGAAAGGAAAAAAGGAGGAAAAAAAGAAAGUAUUAUAAAUUAUGUUUAUAUAAAGGCUUUUAAAAGAUCUACCUUCAAUAGUUUUAUUACCUGUAUGUUUUCGUAUCUGUUCUUUAAUUUAUUUUGCAUGGCACUUGCAUCUGUGAAAAAAGUACAUCUGUAGUCUUGGCCAAAUGGUACCUUGUUUCUAUGUAGAAAAUCAAAUCAAGAGAAUUGGUUCCAGGAUUCAUUUUUCGUAGGAUCGUUCUGCAGCAAGUUCUAAAGACAGCCUCUUUCAGUAUACAGUUAAAAGCGACUCUCUGCUAAUCAAAGGAAAUAAUCAGUGGGACAUAACCUGUAGAGGUCCAUUGGAAAUUAAUGGGAAAUGUGCAAAGCACAGUGGCCUUUUGGCCAUUGGAUUGCAUCCUUUGAAAAGCUAACAACAUUUUUGGACAAGUGCAGUUUGCAUUUGAAAGCACAAGUGGUAAGGCAGAAGGGGAGAAGCUUUUUAGUUGAUAUAUGCCUACCUCUUGUAAUUGCUGUGGAGCAAAUAAAAAUGUAAGUAGGCCUUGUGAAAAAGUAAAAGCUGGAAGUUCGUUAUCUGUGUGUGGAUUUAUAGAUUAAAUUAUUUUGGUCUCUCUGCAAUGAGCCAAAAGUUUGAUAUAGCUGGGUGGGAAGAAUUAAUGGUUAGCUAUGCCUAGCGGGCAUCUUUUGGCCAACUCUAAUUGGUUCUGUCUUGAACCAUUUUUAAUCACUGUGCUGUAAUUAGCCUAGCUAAUCUUCUCCUUCAUUCCCAUCUUGACUUUUUAAAAAGGGGUGGGGUUUUUGUUUCAGUGUGAAUGGAUGAUUGGUAGUUAUGGGGCGGGAGGGGGAUGCAUUUCAGAAACAUUUCAUGUCUGAGCUAUUUUCUUAUACACUGUCUUCUUAAGAAUGUAACUUCAUGAUGCAGGUAUUUAAUAUCUUUUUUAAAUGGGCAUAGAUCUCUCUAUACGUUAGUAAUCCUUAACUAUCCAAUUGCAAUAGAUACUUGUCAGUAUAUUAAAAGGCAAGAUGGGUUUGCUGUUACUGAUAUGAAAUUGUAAGCUUUAACUAUGAAACUAGGACUAAUUUUGACUUUUUCAUUCAUUUAAUCUAGUUUCUAAAUUGGGUUUUUGUAUUCAAAUUGUAAUGGCUAAAAAGACUAGAUUAUAACCAAGUUGUAAAUGCAUGCUGUCCCCCCCCCCCCCCCCAUCCCUCUCAUUUCCUAUCAUCUUGUUCUCUAACCCCAUUGUGGAAUUACUCUUAACAUGGUGAACUGGACUUGUUUGUUUAAAACUGACUCUGAUCACAAAGCAAAACUGAGAGGGACAUUGCACAAAGCCUUUUGUUUUCUUUUAUAAUUGUAUUUAUGCUGCUUUUUCUUUUAAAUGGGCAUGGCAUAUUGUCACCAUAAAGCUUUAUUGCUAAGUGCAUUGCCAAUAUGGGAGCUUUAAAUCCUAGGUUAUGCCAGGUCUGUAACACAGACCAUAAUCCUAGCAUAUUAGCAAUAACUUUCCCCCAAUUUAUUGAGCCAGUCCAUUUGAUUGCCUGGUAUACACAUAUUGUAAUGGAACAGGGUAUGUGCUUAUACAUGGACAUGUUUCGUGUGUUGACAAAUACUACAAAACGUUCCCCAAACUGUAUCCCAUGUUCUCUUUGUUUGCCUUAUGACAUUACAGAAUUUGUUUUGAAGGGCAUCUUCACAAACAGAGGCUUUUAUUGCAUGUUCCAUUUCCUGCAUGUGAAUCAGGAAGAAUGCUUCCUGAGGAAGGUUGCACACUGCAAACUAGUCUGGUUAUGACCCAGUCAGAUUGUGUUUUUUUACUUUCUUUGUUGUUAAUCAUUGUUGAUUUUGCUUAUAAUGUUUGUAUUUUUAUUUGUUUUGUGAAGUUUGAUUGAUGCCAUCCAUUGCACUGCUAAAGUGAAGCUUAGCUAUUUGGCUUGAUGCUGAUCACCAUGAGAGCAGUGUAAUGCCAAAACCAAAAGGCUGGACAGACUUCUGUGUGUGUGUUUCUGUUUGUGUGCGAGUGAUACCUAUGAAAAACUGAGUUAGAGGUGUGCGCGCGUGUGUGUGUGUUUAUGUGUUUGUGUGUACACCUGUGCAUUUGUGUGUGUGCACAUUUGUAAAACCUUUAUCAUUUAAAGGAAACUGGUGCAUCACUUAAAUGAGCAACUUGAUUUCUUGUGUAAGAAAUCUGGGUUGAUUAUCAAAUGGAAAAUACUUUGGAAAAUUGUUGGAGGGCACUGUGACAGCACAGUGAAGGUUCAAAUUGCUAAUUUAAAGCUGUUUAUCAACAUGUUAAGAAUACCAUGUUUAUUUAAAAUUAUUGUCUUGUUUUGUUUCAAAAUAAAUUUUGAAUACAAUCAAA
This is a messenger RNA of Sceloporus undulatus (fence lizard), 3832 nucleotides long. It is a transcript of the gene UGCG, whose product is annotated as UDP-glucose ceramide glucosyltransferase. Gene Ontology annotation, biological process: glucosylceramide biosynthetic process. Lineage: Eukaryota; Metazoa; Chordata; Lepidosauria; Squamata; Phrynosomatidae. Bases 256 to 1440 code for a protein of 394 amino acids. Gene Ontology annotation, cellular component: membrane. The record is from RefSeq and is a predicted model, not a curated record. Gene Ontology annotation, molecular function: ceramide glucosyltransferase activity. The transcript is spliced from 9 exons.